Molecule: messenger RNA, 6161 nt
Organism: Xyrichtys novacula (pearly razorfish)
Lineage: Eukaryota; Metazoa; Chordata; Actinopteri; Labriformes; Labridae
Source: the annotation of a GenBank genome assembly
AUGAGACUGAAAGGGGGACAGGACAGACUGUACACAGAGCUGAGGAGCGGGAACAAGGGAUGCUGCGGGACCUCCGUGCUCUCCGCACACAGUGAGUCGUCUCUGCAGGCCAGGACUUUAAACAAACUAAAUAUUUCUCUCCUUUUGUUCCCCUGCUCAGCUGAGAGCGACUGUCAGGCUGAAAAAGGGGGCUGACAGAUCUGCCCUGAGAGAAAGUUCAUGAUUACAGAACACGAUCAUGAAAAAUGAUCAAAUGACAACUUUUGUAGAACCUAAAAAAUCUAGAGGUAGAUUUUGUUUUCAGUUUUUUUGUUGUUGUGACUGCUGAGAUUCAUGGGCAAUGUAGUUCUGAAACUGUAUCAAACGGGAUAAAGUAUGUUUUCUAGAGCAUGUUUUGCAUGUUGAUGGGGAAGUAUUAUCUUUUGAAAGCACUCUCAUUAUUUCCUCUCUCUUCAUUCUGUAAACUGUGUCUCAGGUGGACAAACAUAAUCUAAGCAGCUGCAGCAGAGAUUUCGCCAGGUCUAACCUGCAGCAGGUGUGCACUCCCCUGGGAGACAUCUGAGUCUGCAUGAAAGUAAUGACAUUUCUAAAAUCAUAAAUCCAAACCAGUGAUUUCUCUCUGGAAAAGCAAGAAGAGUUUUCUCAAGUGCAUUUUCUUCUAGUUAAUUUUACUCAACUAAUUUGGCUGUGUGCAGUGUGAUUGGUUAAUUUUCUUGUUCUUCAAGCUUUAAUAAACUUGCUCCUGCAGAGGGUUUUCAGCUUUUCAGAUAUUCAUUUAAUCAAUACUGUAUAAAGAAGCCUAUGAAGUGUGGAUUUUAUUAGUCUGGACAUAUGUUUGGUUUAAUGCUGCAAAACAAUCAGGCCUUUAGCAUUAACAUUCAUAAUAUCUUUAAAACUAAUUAGUUUGUAUCUAGUCUGUCCCUGGUGUCUGUAGACAGAAAAAUUCAGACAACAAUCUUUCUCAAACCAGGCUGUAAACAUGUUCAUUUCUUCUGUAAAGAUGGACUUGGUGUGUAUGUGACUUCGGAGGGUUUUGCAGCCAGCCUCAAGUGGACACCUGAGGAACUGCAGUUUUUAGAUUAGAGAUUGCUGCUUGUCAAAGUACGUGUGUGACCAAGAGACUGCAGACUCUGAGUCCCACAAGUUUAUGAAUAAGAAACACAUGGACACUCUGUGACUCUGUGUCUCUUUAUUUCAAUCAGAUCCAGGUCUCGUUGAAGUUUACAGUCCAGAGUCUAUAAGGAGAGUCAAAGAGGAAACAAAUGGACUAUUCCUGUGUGUCCACGUGGCUCAGAGGAUAACCAGACUGACUGGGACUCCUGAGAUUGUGGAUUCGAGCCUUCUCCAGGGCAAGGUGAAUUUUAAAGUCCAGGGGCCAGAGUACCAAGAUAAAAGCGUGCAGAGCUCCACUGCGCCACCAGAUACCAUCAGCACCUGGGGAUGAAGUAAUCAAAUAAAACUCCUACCUUCACUGCCUGUACCUAACUUAACUACAUUAUACUCCAACUAAAUAAACUACACACUUACACUCCCCCAAAAAAAGUAUGAACAAAGAAAAACAAUCCACAAAAGGAAAAACCCCACAGCACAAAAUCUGUGCUGAGGAUAUCAAACUGGACUGCGGUGAGGGUUCAGAGAAGCUCUCAGGCUUCUUCACUGAUCAAGUUAUGUUUUUUUAUAACCGUGAUGUCUUUUGAAACAGUAAAAAAAAUUAACAAUAAAUAAGUGAAAAGUUUUACUGAAUAUGUGCUUAAGAUCUGUUUGCACUUAUUUUUGCAUCACUGUCAGAAAAGGUGAUACAAGUGUCAAAUAUCUAUGAAUAAAUGAAUAAUUAAACCUACAGCCGUGUUUGGUGUUAUUAUAUUUGUGUCUAUUACAUCAAUAAAACGUGGGACUUUUAACCCUAGUGUUUAAUGUGGUUCUCUCACGAUUUAGUAAAAUAGUCUUAAUAUACAUUGCACUUACAGAAAACACUACAAAUAAAGGGAACUAAAUGCCUAAUUAGUGAACAAAAGAGAGCUUAAAAUAAAAAUGUCUUUAAUGUUGAGUCACUGGACUUUGACAGAAAUGCACAUCCACAUUAGAUUAGAAUUGUGACCUGUAAAUCAAAAUAUUUCUUUAACUCACAGGUUUUUAGAAGUUGUUCUUGUCACUUCCUAUUUUAGUGCAUUUUAUUUAUUGUUGAGAAUUUUGGCAAUUAGGAGCUUCCGAUGUAAAUAAAAAAUAAAAGUGAAUAAAAACAUUUAUUUAGGUUAGAAAGAGUAUAAGUCACUUUCUAUUGCUACGACACAACUCUGGACAUGGACUUAAAGCUUGUGAGUGGGUAAUGAAAUUAUGGAGAUGAAAAAUUAGAAAACUGUUCAGAUUCACUCCUUUUUUAAUCGUUCUUACAGAACUGUAGGCUGACAGUAGAUAAAGUCCACUAGAUGCUUCAAGAACAACAGGCUACGAUUUUAUACUAAAGGUAUGUUUCUGUCAGAUACAAAGGUUUACUAAUUUAUUGAAUUAUUCUUAUUAAUAAAGACUCAUAAAAUGUGUUGGUAUAUGAUUUUUUUAUUGUAAAUUAAGUGGAAUAAUAUAUUCAUUAUUUAUAGCAGGGCAAUUUGUGUGGAAAUAGCACCCUCUGGUGGACAAUUAUAUUUGAUUGAGUUUUUUUUAUUUUUAUUUUUUAAUAUUUUUUCUUUUGAAGAAACCACCAGAGUUUACGUCUAGAAUUAAAGAUUUAAAGAUGAAAAUAUCUUAAUAUUGUUAGCGUAAUGUUACAGACUUUUGACUUUAAGACUACUUGUUUAAUUUUGUCCAUAUUUAUCUGAUUUCAAAACAACAUUAUAUAAAAAUGCGGCUGCUUCAGCAAUUCUGUUACUUUAAAGUCAUGACAAAAAAAAAAAAAAAACUUACACUGAUUUAAUUAACAGAAGUCAAUCAUACGCCUGCCUGUGUGUUUCCAUGCAGUGAAUUAGAUUAAAAAAACAUUAAUGUCAGCUGAUUUGAUUUUUGGGGAAUAAAUUAAUUUAAUCGUAACCCUGAUAUUUCGAGCUCUAUGUUUUCUUUAAGUUGUGUCUAAUCUACAACGCAAUAAUUAAAUUUUCCAGUAAUUAAAACACCGAUGAACUUUAAAAACACAGAUGAUAACAUCACCUGAGAGUAUCUCUGUUUGAUGAUCCUCCUCUUGAUCAACAAGUGUCGAAGUUGUCGGAAAGACUGCUUGGAGAGGAAGUGACGUAUGUUUCACACACGCGCAGUACAAAUUGGGUUUCCGGGUAGCGGCAGCAAGAGGUCGAAGAUUUAUGAUGUUUUGGCAUCUUUUCUAAUUUUAGAUCAUUAUUAGGUUAAUAGUUUGUUUUUCCAUCGGAUAUCUGAAGGUAAGUUUAUCUAAUGCGAAGUGGAGGUCAAGGAAGACGGAACAGAUCUUGAAUUAUUCGCCUUCAGUCGAUAAAAUUGAUUUAAACGCAUAUCUUGAUAUUUUAAUACGAGUCAGUAGAAUAUUUGAUUGUUAUUGGUGGUCAUUUGUAAGUCUUUUACAUUCAAACAGAUUUUUAAGUCUGACCAACCUGAAUAAUGUUAAAAAAUGUUGCUAGGGUGUUUCGGUUUAAACGGUGACUGUGCUAACUGAGGACGUCGGUCGAACCUGUCCUUCCCUUAUGUUUGUCACUGCAGGCAGAUCGUAGCGCAUUGUGACAUUUUGACUAAAAAAAUUCAGUAGCAUUGGGAGGAUCUUUUCCGUUUUUAAUCACCUAGUAACCUGGGUAACCACUGAAUGAGUUUGGCUGAAAAUCACCAGCUCACAAGGUCACUUUAGGUCGGGGUCACAGCAGGUGUUGUGCCGUAGAUUGCACCCCUGCUGUAGAAUGCAUCCCAUCCACUCAUUAGCUUCUUAAAGUGGAAGAAAAUGAUCUCAUAUUAAAAAACACACGAGUAUUGGAUCAUGACAACAUGUCAAAUGGCGCAGCAAAUUUUCGUUCUGUUUUUAUGUGUCUCAAAAGUGCACAUACAUAGGUGUACUUGGGUAUGUAGACAAUACAGUUAGCUGUCAAGGUAGAGAACAUUAUGUUUUCGGGACAGCAAAUAAUCAGAGGGCGAUUGUUUUCGGUUUAUCUGAAUAGCCUGAAUGAAAUCCUUAAAGACACACUCUUGAAUCCACCCGACUGUAAGGAAAAUUUGGAUUAUUUCGCCAUUUUAUGUAUCUUCAACCGCGCUCCCGUCAGGGGGGCAUUCUACGACAGGGGUGCAUUCUACGACAUAACACCAGAGCACCGGCUAUCUACAAAUGCCAGAUGAUCUCUCCAAAGAUUUCAGAAUUUAAUCAAACAAUGAGAUGUUUUGAUUUGGGCCUCAGCAGGCUCCUGUCAGCAUGGUCAUGUACAAUACAUGUCUGAAAUUUCACUUCUCAGGUGUAAAAUAAAAGAAGUGAUAUUGACAUUUGCAUUGUUGUCACUGAUAGAACAAAUAAUUCAUAAAAUCCAAAGAGACUUGAACAUCUCUAGAUUAAGGUAGUCCAGAUCUUCCCUCAAAUCUGAAGCUGCUGAACUCAGAGUCCUGUGGUCCAAUGACAUUUAAGAUGACUCAGUUAAGUCUUAUUAUUGGUCUUUAUUGUUGGUACAGUUGUCUUAAUUUGUGUGUUUCUGUCCCUCUAUCCCUCCUCAGAUGGCUCCUAAAUCCUUGAAUCCUCUGGCUCUAAAGCUGAUGAGGGGAGUGAUUGCUCUGGAGCUGGUGGGCGUCUUUGGGGUAUACGGACUGUUUCACAUGAUGAACAACAGCAGAGGUGUGUUUUUAAAGCUGAAUUAAAGAUAGAAAUGUGCUGCAAACACUUACGCAUAUGCUUUAACACAUUAUGCUUUAUAAUGUUAAAGUUGUGUUUAAUCUUUCUUUUGCAGAUUUUAGGGACAAAGUGAACAGGAGGUUUCCAUCCGUACUGGAAGGUGAGCAGAUCAACAUCCUCAUCCUCUGCUGUGGUUAGACAAUUUAAUAACAGUUAAUCUGUCAGAUCAAAAAGCAAACUUAAAUGUUUGAAUAAAGGACAUGAUAUUUUCACCUGUAGCUUUAACAACACCUAACUGUAAGUCAAAGAAAUCAUUCAGACACAGGGAAACUCCAAAGGGAAUCAGACUCUAUCUGAAAACAGUAAUAUUUUAUUUUUGAUUGAACUGUACACUCAUAAACGUCUGGUUUGUAAGAAAUAGAUGAUGAAACUUGUGUUUUCUUGCUUAUGUUUUCAGUGUUCUGGGUUACAAGUAGGAUAAACCUUGAUAAUCUGAUCACCUGAAGUCUUAAAUUAAAAAUCUGUGAGUCAAAUUAACAUCACAUCUAACGUAAGCAUUCGGCCACUUCCUGGUAAACAUUAAUGUUGAAAGUCACAGAGAAAUUAUAAUGAUUAUUUCACAGAUGAAUACACUGGAGGCUCAAACACUCACGUGGGUGUCUGUUUUUACAGCCCGUUAGCUCUCCUCGUAAUAUGGUGUUACGGUUGAAUCAGAGACCUUUUUAAAUGGGGCCUUUCAGCUUGUUUCUAUAACCACCAUGUAAUCAUUGAGCUGGAGGUCAUGAGUAUCUGGGGUUGCUGUUUAAACCAUAGCACCGGUGGUCUUCAGGAUGAGAAAUUUUUCUUGUAAACUUGAUAUUUCUUUCAAAAUAUAAUAAUAAUAAUAAUUCAUAAUUAUUGAUUGCUCGAUGAGGUGAAAACACACCGACAUGAACCUAAACUCUUCCAAAACAGGAAUCUUUAAAAUAAUUACCUUUAAUUAUUAUUUUACCUUUAAGUAUGACCCGGUCUCUCUCCUGACUGUCUCUUUCUUUAGAUCUGUAAGAUCACCGUAAAUAUUCAAUAUGUCGAGGUUUGUGACCCAGAACACUGUAAUACUGCAUGACAGGCUAGUUUCCCACUCUGGGCAUGAUGUAAUAAAAAGAUGGCCACCAUAGGAAAAUAAUUAAAUCUGAUGAUUAAUGUGUGGUAAAUAUGUAACCAUGACAACAUAAACUGUUUACCAAAGUCUUUAAUUUGACUGAAACAGUCAUGGCUCCUGCUCAGAUCACGUUUUCUCCUGUUAGAUCCUGAACCCUCGCCUCUCUCCUUCCUUUCAGUUUAUUACAAAUCCAACGAGAUGGCGGGAAUCUACGGGGUCAGAGAGCAGGACCACGAAUUCUGGGCGUCCAAACAGGACUGA